AUGCACUUAUCAAAAACCUUGGCAGAGGAAGCUGCAUGGAAAUUUGCGGAUGAAAAUGGCAUUGACUUGGUAACAUUGCAUCCUGGAUUUGUUAUUGGUCCUCUGUUGCAGCCAACUCUCAAUUUAACUUCUGAGGCUAUUGUGGACUUCAUUAAAGAAGGGAAAGAAACUUUUAGUGAUGGAAUCUAUAGAUAUGUUGAUGUUAGAGAUGUUGCUUAUGCACAUAUUCUAGCAUUUGAGAAUCCUUCAGCCAGUGGCAGAUACUGUCUAGUUGAGAAAGUGACAUAUUCUUCUGAAGCUCUAAAGAUUUUAAACCGGCUUUACCCUUCCCUCAACCUCUCUGCAAAGUAA
Fraxinus pennsylvanica is the source of this 351-nucleotide messenger RNA. NCBI's taxonomy places the organism in Eukaryota, Viridiplantae, Streptophyta, Magnoliopsida, Lamiales, Oleaceae. The record is from the annotation of a GenBank genome assembly.